AUGGCGAUCUUGAAUUUUCCAUUAGCCCUAGACCCCACCCCUGUCCGCCGAUCUUCCCGCCUUUACACCAACCCAACAGCGGCCACUGCUCCACCUCCUCCACCACCACGUUUCACCCGCCGUAAAUCCCUCAAUUUCACAACCACCACCCCACCCCCACCCCACCCCAAAACCCCCAAGAAACCAGCUCCCCAAAGUCAGGAAGAUGCUGCUAAGCAGAUUUCGCCUAUAUCCCCCGAUCGAUAUGAAACUAGGAGAAAAAGAAAAUUAGAUGAAGAAAAGAAUGCGGGUCUUGCGAAAAAUAAGGAUUUGAAAGGGAAGAAAAGGGUUUAUUAUAGAAAAGUGGUUUAUGAUGGGGGUGAGUUUUCUAGGGAUGAUGUCUAUGUGAAGAGGAGAGACAAUGCUGAAUCGGAUAAUGAGGAUCCUGAAGUGGAGGAGUGUGUGAUGUGCUUUAAGGCUGGGAGGGCGGUGAUGAUUGAGUGUGAUGAAUGCUUGGGGGGAUUUCAUCUCAAAUGUUUGAAACCACCUUUAAAGGAGGUUCCAGAGGGGGAUUGGAUUUGCAGGUUCUGCGAGGCAACAAAGUUGGGGAAAAAUGUUGAAUUGCCUGUGCCACCUGCAGGGAAGAAGAGGGCUAGGACUGCUAAGGAGAAGUUGCUUUCGAGUGAUUUGUGGGCAGCCCAUAUUGAAAGUAUGUGGAAGGAAGUGGAUGGUACUUAUUGGUUUCGGUCUCGAUGGUAUAUUAUUCCUGAGGAGACUGCUGCUGGGAGACAGCCACACAAUUUAAGGAGGGAGCUUUACAGGACUAACGAAUUUGCUGAUGUUGAGAUGGAAUCUAUCAUUAGGCAUUGUUAUGUUAUGAACCCUAAAGAUUUUAGCAAGGCUGCUGAUGAAGGAGACGACAUUUUCCUGUGUGAAUAUGAGUAUGAUGUAUGUUGGCACAGUUUCAAACGCAUUGCAGAAAUCUCAAAUAAUGAAGAGGAUGCUGAAGAGGAUGAAAGUGAUAAGGACUGGAAUUCUUGCGAAAUUACGGGCUCUGAUUCUGAAGAUGACACAGACUAUAAAAAAGAGAAGAUUAAUGGCUCCCAGCGUGGACCCUCAUUUGGCUGUUUUAAACUCUCUCAGAACUUGCGGAAGGGGCAAUUUUUUGGACUUCAAAAGAUUGGGGCAAAGAAAAUACCAGAACACACAAGAUGCCACAAACAAACAGAAAUUGGAAAAGCAAAAGCUAUGCUUCUACUGGCAUGCUUACCUAAGUCUCCACCUUGUAGGAAUAAAGAAAUGGAAGAAAUAACUGCAUUUAUCAAAGGAGCUGUAUCUGAUGGUCAAUGCCUCGGAAAAUGUCUUUAUAUUCAUGGAGUUCCUGGAACUGGGAAGACAAUGACUGUCCUUGCAGUAAUGAGGACCCUAAAAAUCGAAGUUGAUUCUGGGAAUAUCAAGCCUUAUUGCUUCGUUGAGAUCAAUGGUCUAAAGCUAGCCUCACCUGAAAAUAUCUACAGAGUAAUCUAUGAAGCUUUAACUGGACACAGAGUUAGUUGGAAAAAGGCUCUACACUUAUUGAAUGAGCGAUUCUCAAAUGGGACGAAUUGGGAAGAAGAAAAUAACAAGCCUUGCAUCCUACUCAUAGAUGAACUUGAUCUUUUAGUAACCAGAAAUCAAUCGGUUUUGUACAACAUUCUUGAUUGGCCUACCAAGCCACAUUCCAAACUAAUUGUGAUAGGUAUAGCAAAUACCAUGGAUCUUCCUGAAAAGUUGCUUCCACGCAUCUCGAGUCGGAUGGGCAUACAGAGGCUUUGCUUUGGGCCCUAUAACUACCAGCAGCUUCAAGAAAUCAUAUCUAGUCGCCUCAAAGGAAUUGAUGCUUUUGAAAAACCAGCAAUUGAAUUUGCUUCUAGAAAGGUUGCUGCUGUCUCUGGUGAUGCUCGCCGUGCACUGGAGAUAUGUAGGCGAGCGGCAGAACUUGCAGAUUAUCGCUUAAGAAAAUCACAAUCACUUAAUGAUUCUGCUGGUACAAGAAGAAGUCUUGUUGGUGUGGCAGAUGUAGAAGCAGCAGUAAAGGAAAUGUUCCAGGCUCCUCAUAUUCAAGUAAUGAAAAGUUGUUCCAAACUGAGCAAAAUAUUCUUGGCAGCAAUGGUGCAUGAACUGUACAAAACUGUGGGUGAAACCAGCUUUGAAAAGUUGGCAAUGACAGUUUCAUGCCUGUGUACAAGCAACGGUGAAGCAUUUCCAGGAUUUGACACACUCUUUAGAGUUGGAUGUAAGCUUGAAUGUCGAAUUAUAUUAUGUGAAGCGGGAGUCAGACACAAAUUGCAAAAAUUGCAACUCAAUUUCCCAAGUGAUGAUGUGACUUUUGCCCUCAAAGACAGCAAAGACCUACCAUGGUUGGCUAAAUACCUGUAAUCACAAAUAGUGAGAUGCUAAUGCAUUCUUUCCCGCUUGUGUACUACAGAUUUAUUCUUUUUACGUUUUCUAAAACCCUCUCAAUUUUGCAAAUUCAUUUUUAUUUUGGGAUCUAAAUCCCUGUUAUGAUUGUAGAAGUGGGAUUAUAAUUAUCGGCCUUCCACAUGGCAAGGCACUUAUCAGAUGUGCACUUCUUAGUUUUGAUAGGCAUUUAUAUAUGCUUUUUCCUGCAAAUGACUAAACUUUUUAUAUCGAAUUGAUGAGUAUUUAGUUGCAAUGAA
Coffea arabica (coffee) is the source of this 2678-nucleotide messenger RNA. The record is from RefSeq and is a predicted model, not a curated record. NCBI's taxonomy places the organism in Eukaryota, Viridiplantae, Streptophyta, Magnoliopsida, Gentianales, Rubiaceae.